AUACUGAUUGGAAAAGCCUACACUUGUGCAGUGUUUGCUAGUUGGGUAGCGUAUUAGUGCUGGAUAAACGGCCCACCGAAGAAACAUGAAACUUGAAUGUUUUCAGUUGUUCUAAGAAAACCAGUCUGCCAGCUGUACUGAGAUGAUUUAGUGGUGAACAAAGCACAUGAAAAUGGCCGGUAAACAAUCAAGUAUGCAGAAGAACUGGACUCUUCUGAAAGAAAAAGUUACCCCUCUCGAUGCAGACACAGAGGCCAACUUAGAAAAUGCAGAACCUGAACUUUGUAUCCGCUUGCUGCAAGUCCCAACUGUUUUAAAUUACUCUGGCCUAAAGAAACGACUGGAAAAUAGCAGUAAUGACUGGAUGGUACAAUUUCUAGACCUUAAUGGACUUGAUUUACUGCUCGAUGCCUUGGAGAGGCUCUCUGGCAGAGGAGUGGCAAAGAUCUGUGAUGCCCUCCUACAGCUCACUUGUGUUAAAUGCGUACGAGCUGUGAUGAAUUCUUCAAGUGGUAUUGACUACAUCGUGACAAAUGAAGGCUACAUUCGAAAACUAUCCCAAGCUUUGGACACAGCCAAUUUCAUGGUAAAGAAACAAGUGUUUGAGCUGUUAGCAGCAUUAUCCAUCUACUCACCAAAAGGUCACCAUCUGGCUUUGGAUGCACUGGAACACUACAAGACUGAAAAAAGCCAACAAUAUCGAUUUAGUGUUAUCAUGAAUGAACUUCAGACCACAGAUAAUAUUCCAUAUAUGGCAACACUCAUGAGUGUCAUCAAUGCAAUUAUUUUGGGAGCUGAGGAACUGAUACCGCGGUCAGAGCUUCGGAAUGAAUUCAUAGGUCUCCACCUGUUGGACUUACUGCCAUUACUAAGGGAAAAAGAUGAGGAGGAUCUCUUGGUCCAAUGUCUCACCUUUGAGGAAGCUAAAGAAGAAGAUGAUGAAGAAUUAAUGAGAAUCUACGGUGGCAUUGAUAUGACCAGUCACCAGGCAGUAUUUACAGCAUUGUUUAAUAAGGUGAGCACCUCACCAGUGUCAACUCAGCUGCUGUCUAUUCUACAGGGGCUUCUGCAGCUUGAACCAACCAACAAUGUCCUGCUCUGGGAAGCAUUAGAAAUCAUGGUGAAUAGAGCCAUUCUAAUCGCUGAUGACACAAAUGAAGAAAAAGAUGUUGGCCCUAUUAUGGACAGACUUGUAGUAGUUAAGAAAUUAGGAAAAGAUCAGUUGAUGAAACAAAAUGCUGAUAAAAAAGCUGUUGAGAGAGGUAUACAGACAGAACUGUCUGAGCCCAUGACAUUAACUGUAAUAAACUCAUCAGUUCCAGCCUCCCUUCCAACUAGCCAGAUGCAAAAUGCCCUAUCUUCGCUUCCUCAGCCCUGCAUACCACCACUUCCCCCUCCUCUUCCAGGCACUACCAGUCAGAUUCCUCCACCUCCUCCCCGUGGAAUUCCUCCUCCUCCACCACCACCAGGGGCAUUUAUGCCCAAUGCCCCCAUCGUGCCACACCAAGCCAGCAAUCUGUUGGGUUCAUAUGCUCCACCUAAACGACAAGUUCACCGACCAACAUUACGAAUGAAAAAGCUGAACUGGCAGAAAAUCCCUUCAAGAAUGGCUUCAGAGAGAAAUUCUUUGUGGUCAUCCAUCACAAAAAGUACUGAAGAAUCUUUUGAUCUUGAUUAUGCCAGUAUUGAGCAACUCUUCAGCCUUCCAGUAUCAGAACCAAAACGGAAAGAACAAACUGUUAGCAAAAAGGAACAAAAAGAAGUCACAUUUCUAGACUCCAGGAAAAGCCUUAACUUAAACAUAUUUUUAAAGCAAUUCAAAUGUUCUGAUGAAGAAGUGACUGAUAUGAUCAGGAGAGGGGACCGAUCUAAAUUUGAUGUAGAGAUUUUAAAGCAACUGAAGAAACUAAUGCCAGAAAAUAAUGAAAUAGAAAACAUAAAGGCUUACAGUGGAGAAAAGGAAAAAUUAGCAAGUGCUGAUCACUUCUACCUUCUCCUCCUUGAUAUUCCUUGCUACCAGCUAAGGAUUGACUGUAUGUUACUGUGUGAAGAGGCGACCGUUACCUUGCAGUUGCUCCAACCAAGGGCAGAACUAAUUAAAACUGCUUGUCAAGAUCUUCGUUCUGCUAGAAGACUACCCAUCUUCUGUGACCUGAUUCUUCGAAUUGGAAACUUCCUUAACUAUGGCAGUCACACAGGAAAUGCAGAUGGAUUUAAAAUCAACACUCUACUAAAACUAACUGAAACGAAAGCAAACCGAUCCCGAAUUACAUUGCUCCAUCAUACAAUAGAGGAGAUUGAAAAGUCCCAUCCAGAUCUACUGAAUCUUCCUGAAGACUUAAAAAAUAUUUCAAAAGCAGGAGGCUUGAGUGUGGACUCACUUCAGUCGGAUACAGUCAACCUCUUGGAGCGCCUCAAGAUGAUUGGUGGUAAAGUCAAGUCAUCAGCAGAUGAUAUAAAAUUACUGUUCGACAAACCUAUCCAGGAAAGUUUGUCUGAAGCAAUUAAGCUGAAGGAACUCGUGGAAGAUAUUGAGUCAGAGAGGAAGAAACUGGCUGAGUACUUCUGUGAUGAUGUUAGUAAAUUAUCACUAGAGGAACUAUUUCGAACUAUCAGAACCUUCAGAGAUUGUUUCCUCAAAGCCAUAAAGGAAAAUAAGCUCAGAAAGGAGCAGAUUGCAAAAGCAGAGAAGAGGAAACAAAAACUUCAGGAAGAAGAAGAAGCAAAAAGACAAAAAGGAGAGAAUGGACAAGUUAUUCAUAAAUCAUCAAUAAAACAAGAGGAGGGAUGUAUUAUUGAUGCUCUUCUGUCAGACAUAAGGAAGGGUUUUCAAUUGAAGAAGACUGCCAGGAGCAGGUGCGAAUCUCUGUCUGCUCCUAAAAGUUCAGUUACUGAGAAACCUACGCUGAAAAUACCACUGGAACAAAGUGCCCCUUCUGCAGAAGACAAAGGAAAAGUAUUGGCGCCUCAAUGUACAACCAUACCUCAAAUUUCAGAUGCUGUUUCUGAUCCCGUAAUGGAAGCUGUUACCCAACAACCACACGUUGAAGAGUUGCCUACUCAAAAAGACAUGGUGCAAAAUAAUACACAGCAGCUGUCUGCUGAACAAGUUUCCAACUCUGAAAGAAAUAAAUCUGAAACUGUAUUAGGACAAGAAGCUGUGACUGAUAAAAAUACAAAUGAAGUAAAUAAAGAAAAUAUUUGCAAGGAAAACCCCAGAUCUGACUGUGAAAAUCUAUUUGGAAAAGAUCAUGAACAGUUGGAACAAUGUCGCAGUGAAGAUAAUGUCAAUACAGCAGACAAAAAGGAAAACAAUUUCUGCCCUAAUGCUACUGUAGAUGGGAAUCUAUCUAAACUUGUUAAUGAUAUAAACUCCCAAAAUAAAGUUGUGGUUAAGCAUGUUGACCCUACACCUAGUGUGCCUGACUCAAUCACGAGCAUGGCCACUGCAAUAACAGUAUCACAAAAUGUGGACCAAAGCAUACCUGACACAAAUAUCUCCCAUUCAAAAUCAAAAGUCCAGCACACUGAUCAUACUACACCUUCAAAAACUCGUUCUUCUCGAUCUGCUUCAUGGUCAUCUUUACCAAAAUCAUCUACCAGAAACUCUUUAGAUGAGAAAAGCAAAAAACUCAAAGGUGACCAUUCCGAAAAUAAAAGCAAUAAACUAAAAAAAAGCUGUCUAUUGCACUAAGAAGAACUGAAGAAAAUGAAAAAUGACAUCAAAACUAAUUCACAGAUGACUCUACUUUAAGACCAUGUUCUCGAGAACAAAAACUAAUGAAUGUGUUUGGAUAGACAAAUUAGAUGAUUUAAAAGCAUAGUCAAAACUUUCAAGAGAGAUUAAGAUAUGCAAUAUUAUUGAAUGUAUGUCAUUUUUCUCAGAAUUUAUUUAAAUUUGUGGUUAAAUUUGCAUUAUUUUUGUUACAUUUUGUUACAUUGAAUCUCAUCUAAAGUAGACAAAAACACUUUUCAGAUGUUUCCAAAAGGUCUAAAUGGAAUAUAUUUAAGAGAAAAAUCUCAACUGAGUUGUGAUUACAUAGACACUUCAAAUUUGAUUAGCAUUGUGUUACUACCAAUGAGUGAUACGUUUUCUGUGCAAAUUGCCAUAUUCAGUUAUGAUACUUGACAAAAGAAAUGGCAGAAAUUUGACUUACUCCAACACAACACAUAAAAUAAAUGCAGCCUGGAUCUAUAAUCAUAGCCCAAUACUGGACAUGACCGGAGUGAAUUUUCCAGGAAGGUAAUCUCGUUCACUAUCACUUUAGAGUUCGUCCAGACCUUGCUGCAUAAUUUACAAUCCCAUAGAUAUAGAGUUAGCAUAAAGCUGCUGCACACUCACAUUAGACUUCUAAUGUAAAUGCAUAAAACAGGAUGUAAAAGUAUUUUUCAUUGACUCACUGCAAACUGGAACAUAAAAUAUGACAGUAAUCUCUGGCUGAAAGCAUAAGUCACAUUGCCAACUGUAUUUAAUAUUCUGCAGUUCUUGCUUCUUUAAAAGACAGUCAAGUGUUCAGUUAUAUGUGGACAAAUGUGCUACAAAUGCUAAUAAUUUGUGAAUGCUUUGAAAACAAAAAUAAGUGUACAAUCUUUAUUUAGUUACUGUUUAUUCUAAAUCUUAUUUUUAACUUUCAAAUAAUCAACAUAAAAGAUUUUUGUUUAUUUUUAAACAAUUGUCUUUGUUAUUCUCUAAGCAUAACAUUUGUCUAUUAUUUUAGGAGUGCAUUUUUGCUUGGGGUUCUCCUUCAACUUCAUAUCGCUGUUCAUGCUCUUUUCCGAUCAAUAAAAAGCUAGACAUUUGACAGACAUAUGACUAUGAUUUUGUAAAAGAAGCUUUUAAAAUGGUAACUGGUUGAAGAUUAGAAUAUUUAUAUUCAAUGGGCACAAGAUAAAAUAUAACAAAAAUAAGGUCAUAUUGUACCAACAAAUAAAUAUUUUGUUAAAUAUU
This is a messenger RNA of Chiloscyllium plagiosum (whitespotted bambooshark), 4948 nucleotides long. Its product is annotated as inverted formin-2-like. The record is from RefSeq and is a predicted model, not a curated record. Lineage: Eukaryota; Metazoa; Chordata; Chondrichthyes; Orectolobiformes; Hemiscylliidae. Gene Ontology annotation, biological process: actin cytoskeleton organization. Gene Ontology annotation, molecular function: actin binding; small GTPase binding.